UGGUUUUGUGUGGUGUAGUAGAGCAGAAACAGAGAGCUUGUUCUGUGAUUUUGAGUUGUGUUUUGUGUAUUUUCCUUAGAGGAAGAUCAGUCUUAUAAUCUGGCUGUAAUUUUCUUUGAUAUUUUGGCAAGUUAAUUCAAAGAGUUUCUUAAGAAGUUCUGGUAUCCUAACAUUUGGUAUCAGAGCACUAUUACCUGGGAAAACCUACCACGAUGACGAGAAGCACCGAAGAGAGACUGGACAUGAUGGAGCAAGGAAUCCUGAAACUGCCCUUGAUGGAGGAAAACGUUUCCCUUCUGUCAAAAACGAUUACGGAGAUGAAUGCUCAGAUUGACAAGCAAUACCAACAGCAGCAAGUGAUAUUGAAAUACUUGGAAGGCAUCCUACGAGACGACUCACCCGGUAAGCAGGUGGUUGAAGGCUCAUCGAGCAAAACCCAGAUUGAAGAAACGACCAUAACCGCCAUCUCCAAUGACCCGAAGAUUGAAGGAAAGACCGAGGAAGGACCGGCGACGGAUCGGAGCAAGUUUAAAAAAGUAGAAAUGCCGAUAUUCACGGGGACCGACCCUGAUUCAUGGCUAUUCCGAGCCGACAGGUACUUCAAAAUACACAACCUAUCUGAUUCAGAGAAGCUAACCGUGGCUGUCAUCGGUUUCGACGGGCCGGCGUUGGACUGGUACAGGUCUCAAGAAGAAAGAGAAGCGUUUAAAGGAUGGCAAGACUUGAAACAGAAGAUGUUGGUGAGAUUCCGAUAUAUCCGCGACGGCACACUGGUAGGGCGUUUCCUUACCAUUAAGCAAGAGACGACAGUGGAGGAGUAUAGGAAUCGGUUUGAUAAGUAUUUGGCGCCAGUAGCAUUCCUACAGCCGGUGGUAUUAGAAGAGACAUUCAUGAAUGGCUUGAGCCCAUGGUUAAAGUCGGAAGUAGAGACGUGGGAACCCGUUGGGCUGGCCCAAAUGAUGAAGAUGGCCCUAAAGAUAGAAAACAGAGAGAUGGUCCGGAAGGAAUGCGGGUUGAGCAGUGCCUACGAUAGCAAGGCGGCCCAGCGGACAACCAAUACGCGUAUUGUAAAUCCCUCACCAACGAAUGAAAACGCGACCACAGGCGGCUGGCCAAUGAGGACUAUCACACUGAGAGAAGUAGCGACUGGGGAAAAUCGACGGGAAGGGCCAACGAAGAGGCUGACGGAUGCCGAAUUUCAAUCCCGCCGGGAGAAGGGGCUAUGUUUCCGAUGUGGGGAGAAGUACUACGCAGGGCACCGGUGCAAAGCUAAAGACAGCAAGGAGUUGCGCAUGUUACUAGUGAAGGAGAAUGGGGAGGAGUUAGAGAUCAUAGAGGAAGAAUUUUUUGAUGCCGAGACAGAGAUAAAACCACCGGAAGUACAGGGCGUGGAAAACUUGAACAUAGAAUUAUCUAUCAACUCGGUGGUGGGCCUAACGAAUCCAGGAACAAUGAAGGUGAAAGGGAAGUUGGGAAAGGAAGAGGUAGUCGUCCUGAUAGAUUGUGGGGCUACCCACAACUUCAUUGCUGAGAAAUUGGUGGAAAAGUUAAAGCUACCAAUGAAAGAAACACCCAACUAUGGAGUGAUACUGGGGUCGGGUACAUCCAUAAAAGGGAAGGGUGUGUGUGAUAAGGUGGAACUGUGGCUAGGAAAUUGCAAGGUCACGGAUAGCUUCUUGCCCUUGGAGUUGGGAGGAGUCGACGCCAUCUUGGGAAUGCAAUGGCUACAUUCGAUAGGAACCACCGAGGUUGAUUGGAAAAAUCUGAUACUCACUUUCUUUGAACAGGGCAACAAGGGUACCUGGUGGAGUGUCGGGCCUUGGAAAAAGAAGACAUGGAAGACCGGGAGGCAGACACCCAAGUCACUGAAACAGAGGAAGGAAGGAUGA
Cucumis melo (muskmelon) is the source of this 1889-nucleotide messenger RNA. RefSeq lists its product as uncharacterized. Bases 213 to 1889 code for a protein of 558 amino acids. NCBI's taxonomy places the organism in Eukaryota, Viridiplantae, Streptophyta, Magnoliopsida, Cucurbitales, Cucurbitaceae. The record is from RefSeq and is a predicted model, not a curated record. The transcript has 3 exons.